Messenger RNA from Aplysia californica (California sea hare), 1175 nucleotides. Its product is annotated as ras-related GTP-binding protein C. Gene Ontology annotation, biological process: regulation of autophagy; positive regulation of TOR signaling; cellular response to amino acid stimulus. Gene Ontology annotation, molecular function: GTP binding; GTPase activity. Lineage: Eukaryota; Metazoa; Mollusca; Gastropoda; Aplysiida; Aplysiidae. Gene Ontology annotation, cellular component: nucleus; Gtr1-Gtr2 GTPase complex; lysosome. The record is from RefSeq and is a predicted model, not a curated record.
CCUAAAUUUUGUGUCUAUUAUCCAGAUUUCAGAUGUUUAAUCAUUAUAAUACAAUCAUUCGGCGUUUUUUCGUCGAGAAUACGUAGAUCACAUGAUCAAGGCAAAGGAAAACAUGGUGAAUGGCCAUCCCAUGCACAGUGACAAGAGCACACUUGACUCGGAUCAACUUCGUUUUUGAUACAAACGUUUCUCUUCCUUGCUAGGGAUAUUGGAAUUUUAUUGACUAAUACUGAUAUCUUCAGUUGGAUCAGCCGAGCUAGAGAGUGUCGCUUAAGCUGGUCCCACAGUUGAAAACAAGACUUAUUGAAAAAGAAAUAUUCACAUGAUUAGCUGAAACUAACAAACAUGUCCUACGAGGACGAUCAAGGCGGGACAUACGUGGGCUCCUUUCCCAAGGGCUUUGGCUAUGGCCCCGACGAGGCAGACACAGACAGCGCCGCCAGCCCCGGGGACGAGAAGCCCAGGAUUUUGUUGAUGGGCCUCAGGAGGAGCGGCAAGUCUUCAAUACAGAAAGUCGUUUUCCACAAAGUCUCACCAAAUGAGACUCUGUUCCUGGAGAGUACUAGUAAAAUUGUGAAAGAUGAUAUUUCCAACUCAUCGUUUGUCCAGUUUCAAAUCUGGGAUAUUCCGGGUCAGAUCGACUUCUUUGAUGCAACGUUCGACUCGGAGUACAUCUUUGGUGGUUGUGGGGCCCUCAUCUUUGUCAUAGAUGCACAGGAUGACUACAUCGAGGCGUUGUCGCGGCUGCAGAUGGCCGUCACUCGGGCCCAUAAGAUCAACGAAAACAUCAAGUUUGAAGUGUUCAUCCAUAAAGUGGACGGUCUGUCCGACGACAACAAAAUCGAAACUCAGCGAGACAUCCUGCAGAGGGCUACUGACGAGUUGGCAGACGCUGGCAUGGAUAACAUACGUCUGAGCUUCCACCUGACCAGCAUCUAUGACCACUCCAUCUUCGAGGCGUUCAGCAAAGUGGUGCAGAAGUUGAUCCCUCAGCUCCCGGUCCUCGAGAACCUGCUGGACAUCGUCAUCUCUAAUUCCAAAAUUGAAAAGGCCUUCCUGUUUGACGUGGUGAGUAAGAUCUACAUCGCCACAGACAGCACCCCGGUGGACAUGCAGUGCUACGAGCUGUGCUGCGACAUGAUCGACGUGGUCAUCGAUAUGUCCUGUAUCUACGG